Molecule: messenger RNA, 3601 nt
Organism: Phyllostomus discolor (pale spear-nosed bat)
Lineage: Eukaryota; Metazoa; Chordata; Mammalia; Chiroptera; Phyllostomidae
Gene: INPP5B
Product: inositol polyphosphate-5-phosphatase B
Exons: 24
Coding region: 90-2858 (922 amino acids)
Biological process (GO): signal transduction; phosphatidylinositol dephosphorylation
Cellular component (GO): membrane; cytosol
Molecular function (GO): inositol-1,4,5-trisphosphate 5-phosphatase activity; phosphatidylinositol-4,5-bisphosphate 5-phosphatase activity
Source: RefSeq, a predicted model, not a curated record
CGCUAGGGCUGCUGGGAAACGUAGUCACUGGCAGGCCCAGGGCCACGGUGUCCCGCACACCCAGCGGUGACAGCUCAGGAGGGGCCAGCAUGGACCAGUCUGUGGCCAUCCAGGAGACUCUGGCUGAGGGAGAAUACUGCAUCAUCGCAGUGCAAGGUGUGCUGUGUGAGGGAGACAGCAGGCAGAGCCGUCUCCUGGGGCUUGUGCGCUACCGCCUGGAACAUGGAGGCCAAGAAUACGCUCUCUUCCUCUACAUGCACCGGAGGAUGGCCAUUACCGGGGACGAUGUCUCUUUGGACCAGAUAGUGCCGGUCUCGCGGGACUUUACACUGGAAGAAGUAUCCCCAGAUGGUGAAGUCUACAUUCUUGGGCUCAUUUCUGGCUUCCUCUGUGCAGGCUCAGAUGUGACCGUCCAGCUGAACACAGCAGAGCUCAACCUUGUAUUCCAACUACCCUUUGGUUCACACACCAGGAUGUUCCUGCAGGAAGUUGCCAGGGCCUGUCCAGGCUUGGAUCCCGAGACCCCGAAUCCGGAGUUCCUGUGGCUGUCUCGUUACAGGUGUACGGAGCCGGAACCCCCGCCGCCAGGUUGGAACUCGGCCCUAGGCACCUGGACCGGGUGCGCCAGAAUUGGAGGUGGUGGUUCUUACUUGGAUGAUUUGAGGCCAAAUGGGAAAGGCCUGCUUGUGGACCAAAACUCCCGGGGUCAUGAUAAACCAGACAACUUGCUGACAAGACAGACUAAAUCCAGGUCAGAAAUGAAUGACAUGAUUCGCUGCUCCACUAUCACAGUAUCAGACAAGGCUCAUAUUUUGUCAAUGCAGAAGUUUGGACUGAGAGACACAAUAGUGAAAUCACAUCUGAUGCAGAAAGAAGAGGAUUAUACCAAUAUCCAGAACUUCAGGUUUUUUGUGGGAACAUACAAUGUGAAUGGACAGUCCCCCAAGGAAUGCCUCCGGCCCUGGCUAAGUCACAGUACCCAGGCCCCAGACGUGUACUGUGUGGGCUUCCAGGAGCUUGAUCUGAGUAAGGAGGCCUUUUUCUUCCAUGACACCCCGAAAGAGGAAGAGUGGUUUAAAGUCGUGUCAGAGAGUCUUCAUCCCGAUGCCAAGUACGCGAAGGUGAAGCUCAUCCGACUGGUUGGGAUCAUGCUGCUGUUAUAUGUGAAACAGGAACAUGCAGCGCACGUCUCGGAGGUGGAAGCUGAGACCGUGGGGACAGGCAUCAUGGGGAGGAUGGGCAACAAAGGAGGAGUGGCGAUCAGGUUCCAGUUCCACAACACCAGCAUCUGCGUUGUGAACUCUCACUUGGCAGCCCACACCGAAGAGUACGAGAGGAGGAACCAGGACUAUAAGGACAUCUGCUCUCGGAUGCAGUUUUGCCAGGUUGACCCAAGCCUUCCCCCUCUCACCAUCAGCAAGCACGAUGUGAUCUUAUGGCUGGGGGACCUCAACUACAGGAUAGAAGAGCUGGAUGUGGAAAAAGUGAAAAAGCUCAUUGAAGAGAAGGCCUUUCAAACUCUGCAUGCAUAUGACCAGCUAAAAAUUCAGGUGGCUGCAAAGGCUGUCUUUGAAGGCUUCACGGAAGGCGAGCUCACGUUCCAGCCUACGUAUAAGUAUGACACUGGCUCCGACGAGUGGGACACCAGUGAGAAGUGUCGUGCUCCUGCCUGGUGUGACCGGAUCCUCUGGAAAGGGAAGAACAUUACUCAGCUGAGUUACCAGAGCCACAUGGCCCUGAAGACCAGUGACCACAAGCCUGUCAGCUCAGAGUUUGACAUUGGGGUGAGGGUUAAAGAUGAAGACCUGUACCGGAAGACACUGGAGGAGAUUGUUCGCUCCCUGGAUAAGAUGGAGAAUGCCAACAUCCCCUCUGUGUCCCUCUCCAAGCGAGAGUUCUGUUUUCAGGAUGUGAAGUACAUGCAGCUGCAAGUGGAAUCCUUCACCAUUCUUAAUGGACAAGUGCCCUGUCAGUUCGAGUUCAUCAACAAGCCUGACGAAGAGUCUUACUGUAAGCCGUGGCUGAAUGUCAACCCCAGCAGAGGGUUCCUCCUGCCAGAAUCUUCCAUUGAGAUUGAAUUGGAGGUGUUUGUAAAUAAGACCAUGGCUACGAAGCUCAACUCCGGUGAAGAUAAAAUUGAGGACAUUCUCGUUUUGCACUUGGACAGGGGAAAAGAUUACUUUUUGUCUGUGUCUGGGAACUACCUGCCCGGCUGUUUCGGAACUCCCAUUCAUACACUGUGUUACAUGAGGGAGCCGAUCUUGGACCUGCCGCUUGAAACUGUCAGAGAGCUGACUCUGAUGCCGCUCUGCACUGAAGAUGGUGGCAGCCAGUUGGAGAAACCCAUGGAAAUCCCCAAAGAGCUCUGGAUGAUGGUUGAUUACCUGUACCGAAAUGCUGUCCAGCAGGAAGAUCUGUUUCAACAGCCAGGCCUGCGGUUGGAAUUUGAGAAAAUCAGGGACUCUUUGGAUACUGGAAUGAUUGAUACCCUCGAUAUCCUCUCCAUUAACAAUCAUUCUGUAGCUGAAGCCUUGCUGCUUUUCCUGGAGAGCCUGCCAGAGCCCGUCAUCUGUUACAGCGCGUAUCACAACUGCUUGGAGUGUUCUGGCAACUACACAGCAAGUAAACAGGUUAUUUCUACUCUCCCCACAUUCCACAGAAAUGUCUUCUACUACUUGAUGGCAUUUUUGCAAGAAUUGCUGAAAAAUUCAGAAAAAAAUCAUUUGGAUCAAAAUAUUCUAGCUAGCAUAUUUGGCAGCUUACUGCUUCGAAACCCAGCUGGUCACCAAAAGCUUGAAAUGGCAGAGAAGAAGAAGGCUCAAGAAUUUAUUCACCAGUUCCUCUGCAACUCACUCUGAGCCUCUCUGUCUCUUCUCCUAUUUCACUGGAGGCAGCCAAUUUCCAGCCCUACCUGUUUCAGUUCAGGAAUGGCCUUAAAGCUGGAUGUGAGGCCACUUGGAAGCAAGAGUGGCAGUGCCUGCUUUGUGAGCCCGGGCCAUUUUCCCCUGCUGUGGCUGCCACACUCAGUGCUGCUGGGAGUUGUGAGGACAUGAGGAGAAAUCCACCACAAUAAAACUGACAUUCGAUGUGCAACUUUAGUUAAUUUAACACAGAUAGAUCUCUAUUUUUUUUAAUUUUAGAAGUGUUUAAAUAACUGUACUUCUUGUGCUCACUCAGCCUGCCUGCUGAGUAUAGUCAGAGCCGUCCCCCAUAGCCUGGGCGGAGCUUCCCAUGGUCAGAUAUUUGGACACACUGUGGAACUGAAGAGAGAAAUGAGCUCAACAGUAAGAAUGCAAGUGGCAGCUGCUGGAUGAACAGGCCAUAGCCACCCCAGACACUUCCAGCCCCCUGUCUGAGGACAUGUGUCCAUGCAUCUGCAAACCCUCUCCCCUUUCCUACUCUGGUGUGGCACAAGAACUAGGGCUGGCUGCACAGCCUCUGAGGUCGAUACAGUGGCUUGGAAAUGAAAAUACUGAAGAAAUUGGUGUUCUGGUUAAACAAGUGGGAUUUUCUGGGCCAGCAAAGCCUCCAACCUGUAUAUGAUGUAUCCCCUCUCUCAUAUGUGUAAUAUAUUUUAAUGAUAAAUGUAUUUUUAACAGUG